AUGAAGAGAUGGAAGCUAGAUAACCCAUUCAGAACAGUAGUAGAAGAUUAUGAAGCUGAAGACACAGAAAGAUUGAUUGAUGAGGAUAAGCACAAAAAUGCUUUGAAAGUGUCAAAUUUAGGACGUUCUUUUGGCAUGGAGAAGACUGAAGCGAUGUUUCAAAAGAUACCUCUAUCAUCAUCGGGAAUUUUGUCAAACGAGGCAUUAUUUUUAAACUCGUUAGUCAAUGUCGGGAGAGUUGAAGAACAUACAAGUGCUUUGAGGGACAGACUUCUUAAAUUAUUUUAUACGCACUGCAGUACGAUGUAUCCUGUGAUAAUUUUACCGGAGCCGGAGACUAUUCCGAAUGAAAGUUAUACUCGACCAAGACGCAACACAAUCAGUGAGUUCUCAUUAAAACGAAAUACAAAUCUUGAUCCGCCGUCGUCACCAAGCACCGCAUCUAAAACGUUCUUUAAUAAGUUAUGGAAAAACAGAAAAUCAUCUACAAGUGGUCAAAGAAAAGAUCUAUUUAAAACUGAUCAAAGCGUAGACCAGUUGAAGGUGGAAGAGCCUACAAAAUCUUUGUCUUCCAUGUCUCCGUCAGCAAUUCGAAGAAGUCUUACGCGAAGGUUUUCGCAAGCACCGGAGAAUCAUGCGGAACAUAUGUUACAAGCGAUACAGCACCAAGAUAUCAACACACUCGAUAAAUUCUUAAGCGAGCCUGCGAAUAAUAACGAUAUAAAUACGUUACGAUCAACUGGCGCCUCGAUGUUUCACCAAGCGUGUGUAAUUGGAAACAUAAAGAUCGUCAAACGCUUAGUCGCAAGAGGCGCAGACAUUCACGCGAAGACGCGAACGAAUAUGUCUCCCGUGAAGUUAGCAGCGAUGUUUGGAAAUUAUGAAAUCGCACAAUAUUUGAUUGAUCAGGGCGCUGAUUCAAAAGAUAUAAAAAACGGACUGCAAGACGACUCGGACUAAGAACGAAUAUUUCUACCAACUGUUUUGUAUAGUGUAUAUAGCUUGGAAAUAAAUAUAAAGAACAUAAAUAUAUAUCUUUUAUGUUUUAACAAAUUUUCUGCAUCAUAAUUUGAGCUCGUAUUAAGCCAUAUAACUAUGUUAUAAUUUAUAAAUGAAAAUAAAAACGACAAGAUUUAU
This is a messenger RNA of Hydractinia symbiolongicarpus, 1137 nucleotides long. RefSeq lists its product as uncharacterized. Gene Ontology annotation, molecular function: protein binding; fatty-acyl-CoA binding. NCBI's taxonomy places the organism in Eukaryota, Metazoa, Cnidaria, Hydrozoa, Anthoathecata, Hydractiniidae. The record is from RefSeq and is a predicted model, not a curated record. The transcript has 5 exons. The coding region runs from base 1 to 960 and encodes 319 amino acids.